AUCGAGAUCGCAAAAUCGUAUAACGUUCUGUUUGAGCCAGACCCGUCAGUGAUGGGCAGGACGAGAUACUCCGGGCUGAGAACAUGCUGAUUGAUCUUGAUGAUGGCAAAAAGGGAGGAGCAAGCGGUGGUAGUGGAAAAGCAGGAGGAGGAGGUGGUGACAUGAUGAUGCCUCAGGCUUAUUACCAGCAACCGCCACCUCCGAGCCAGAGUGCGAUGCAUUACCCACAUCCCAAGCAACCACAACCGCCUCAGCUAAUGGCUGGGAAAGCACCGCCUCCUCUCCCUAAUACACCGCCCUCUGGACAUGGUGCCAGUUACCAGAAUGGAGGGGCCAGUGCAGCCCCAUCAGCCCCUGCAGCGGGUCAGGAGCACUCACCCCCGCUCCCCUACACCUCCAAUAUGAACUUUUCGAAGGGUGGUGGAGGAUACGAGGACAGUUUCCCAGAACUCCAUGCAGUGCCCAACAGUAUCCUGCCUGACCCCCCGGGCUCCAAGUCUUCUGGGGGUGAGGGCGUAGACUUUGAUGACCUCUCACGCAGGUUUGAGGAGUUGAAGAGAAAAAAGUGA
Messenger RNA from Dreissena polymorpha, 569 nucleotides. Its product is annotated as IST1 homolog. Bases 84 to 569 code for a protein of 161 amino acids. NCBI's taxonomy places the organism in Eukaryota, Metazoa, Mollusca, Bivalvia, Myida, Dreissenidae. The transcript has 4 exons. The record is from RefSeq and is a predicted model, not a curated record.